CCUCUCCUCCUUCUCUUCCCACCCCUCCUGUGUUGUAUUUGGGUUGCUGCAUUUUAAAGCCCACCUGUCUCUCCCUCUGUUGUCACGGUUACCACCUUCAGAUUAUCCGUUUACCAUGGUGACGGACAUUGAUCUUUCUGCUGUCUGUUUCUUGUCCCUGAUCGAACUGAUCACCUGAUCAGUGGCUUUUUUAAACACGAGUUUGAUUAGUAACCGCCGGUGACGUCAUUCCAUUUCCUCUCAGUGCGGGAAGUCCGUGAGGAGAAAAAAAACUGCGGAUCAGCCCAUCCUAUCUGCAGCCGUCUGUCUCUCUGCGGGUUUCAUCUUCCUCCAUCCCUCUCCCCUUCUGUUCCUCUCCUCCUCUUCCUCCGAUCCGCAGCAGCGAUGCUCCCGCCGGGCCUGGCCGGCCUCGGCGCUCUGUCUGCGCGGUGGCAGUAGAUCGGCAGGUCGGUGCGGGUCGCGUCUCCGUCAUGGUGCAAAAAUCCCGGAACGGCGGGGUGUUCCCCGGAGCGCAGGCCGACCAGAAGAAGCUAAAGGUCGGCUUCGUGGGUCUGGAGGCUGGGGGGACCGAGUCCAGCAGGGACGGAGCUCUGCUCAUAGCAGGUGGGGAGGAGGGUCCUCGGCGGCAGCGCAGCAGCGUCUCUGGAGGAAAGAAACCUCCAAAACGAAACGCUUUCUACAGACGACUGCAGAACUUCCUCUACAACGUCCUGGAGAGACCCCGAGGAUGGGCCUUCAUCUACCACGCCUACGUGUUCCUGCUGGUGUUCUCCUGUCUGGUUCUGUCUGUGUUCUCCACCAUCAAAGAGUACGAGAAGAGUUCCGAGGACGCUCUCUACAUUCUGGAAGUGGUGACCAUCGUGGUGUUCGGGGUGGAGUACAUGGUGAGGAUCUGGGCUGCAGGUUGCUGCUGUCGGUACAGAGGACUGAGAGGACGACUCAAAUUCGCCAGAAAACCUUUUUGUGUCAUCGACAUCAUGGUGCUGAUCGCGUCCAUCUCAGUGUUGGCCGCAGGGACUCAGGGGAACGUCUUCGCCACUUCAGCCAUCAGGUCGCUUCGUUUCCUUCAGAUUCUGAGGAUGAUCAGGAUGGACCGCCGGGGGGGAACCUGGAAACUGCUGGGAUCGGUCGUCUACGCCCACAGCAAGGAGUUGAUCACAGCGUGGUAUAUCGGCUUCUUGUGUCUCAUUCUGGCCAGUUUCCUCGUUUAUUUGGCAGAAAAAGAAGACAAUGAACAAUUUGAGACAUAUGCAGACGCCCUCUGGUGGGGACUGAUCACCUUGACAACCAUUGGUUACGGAGACAAGUUCCCCAUCACUUGGAAUGGACGCCUGCUGGCUGCAACCUUCACUCUGAUCGGAGUUUCAUUCUUCGCUCUGCCUGCGGGAAUCCUGGGUUCUGGAUUUGCUCUGAAGGUUCAGGAGCAGCACCGACAGAAACACUUUGAAAAGAGACGAAACCCAGCAGCUGGGCUCAUUCAGGCGGCGUGGAGGGUUUAUGCUACAAACCUAAGCCGAACUGAUUUGACUUCCACGUGGGAUUAUUAUGAGAGGACUGUCUCUGUCCCCAUGUACAGGUUGAUUCCACCCCUCAAUCAGUUGGAUUUAUUGAGGAACCUCAAGAACAAAUCAGGGCUCUCAUUCAGGAAGGAUGUCCAGCCUGAACCGUCUCCCAGUCAGAAGGUCAGUCUGAAGGAGAGGGUCUUCUCAUCUCCCCGGAGUUCAGGAACCAAAGGGAAAGGUUCUCCUCAGCAUGUAGUUCCUACAGUUGGCCCUGGUGUUGCUCAAGGAGUCCCUGGAGGUCCUGGAGGCCUGGGGAGCAUCCAGGCUGUGCGACGUUCCCCCAGCAUGGAGCCCAGUCUGGAAGACAGUCCUAGCAAGGUUCCAAAGAGUUGGAGCUUUGGAGAACGUAGCAGAAGCCGACAGGCCUUCAGGAUCCGAGGAGCUGCAUCCCGGCAAAACUCUGAGGUGCUGAUAGAGAUGCAGGAUGAAGAGUUCAGACAGAAGAGCUCCCCAGAGGCCAGCCUGCCAGGAGAAGACAUGGCCGAUGACAACAAGAGCUGCCACUGUGAGUUUGUCCCUCAGGACCUGACCCCGGGUUUAAAGGUCACCAUCAGAGCCAUCUGUAUCAUGCGUUUCAUGGUGUCUAAGAGGAAGUUUAAGGAGAGUCUUCGUCCCUAUGAUGUCAUGGAUGUGAUUGAACAGUAUUCAGCCGGACACCUGGACAUGCUCGCCCGCAUCAAGAACCUCCAAUCAAGGGUGGAUCAGAUAGUUGGUAGAGGAACACCAAUUGCAGACAAAGACCGUCCCAAAGCAGCCAGUGAGGAGCUUCCUGAGGACCCGAGCAUGAUGGGACGGUUGGGGAAGGUGGAGAAACAGGUCCUGUCCAUGGAGAGAAAGCUGGACUUCCUGGUUAACAUCUACAUCCAGCGAAUGGGAAUCCCUCAGGCUGAAACUGAUGCCUACUUUGGCUCCAAGGAGCCAGACCCGGCCCCACCCUACCACAGUCCGGUGGAUCAGCUGGAGAAGAGCCAGUCCAUUUCCAAGAUCCUACAGGUGUUACCUGGCGACCACGUCGAGAAGAGUCGCUUUGUGACGAAGAUGGUCCGCUCCAGCAGCUCCACUGGACACAGGAGCUUCAAUGCCCCCACCUGUCCGCCCUCCACAUCCUGGCAACCGAUCAGCUCUCAGCUCCACCAGCACGCACAGCCCCCUCCCCAGUGUAGCCACGGCAACACACCGAGUCCAGUGGGAGAUGGGUCACUGGUUCGACUCCCACCUCCUCCAGCCGGAGAGAGACAUGGUGGGAACAGAUCAAACCGCCACAGCACCGGAGACCGAGGGGGGGCAGAGAGACCAGAGAGGGGAAGAGAUGGGGCCAAUGAGACUGGAGGAGGGGAGGAGGUGAAGCAGGAGAGCGACACCUCCAUCUCUAUCCCAUCGGUGGACCACGAGGAGCUGGAGCGCUCCUUCAGCGGCUUCUCUAUCUCCCAGUCCAGAGAGAAUCUGGACUUCCUCAACAACAGCUUCUACUCCUCCUCUGCCAACCUAGGAGACCACCAAGGAGAAGGAGGAGGGGGAGGCGCAGCCCUCUGCGCCACCGUCCGACCCUACAUCGCAGAGGCAGAGUCGGACUCCGACUCGGAGCUCUGUGCCCCCUCGCCACACUCGGACCGGGCCUGGACUGGAAACAAGUAGUCAAAGGUAAACUGGAGCCUAAACCAGCAGAACAGUUAAAAUAAUGAUCAAAAUGUGAAUGAAAACUAUUUAACUGUGAAGUGAAACCGAUCCGAGUCAAAGACAUAAAACACCAGCUGGUUACCGAGCGAAGCGUCAGGAGAACUGUGGAUGGCGAAAAGCUCCAGGCGUCUUGGUUCAACCUGUUGUCAUUCCCGGUGCGUCAAAUGCUGCAUAUUCACACUCCUGAGCUCCUCACAAAGACACACAAGCUACCCUCGAGCAUCUGUAUGAGACACACAUGGCUUUGAAACACGUACAUGGCAGUAUUAUUACUCAGAGUAACACGAUCUCACCUGAGAGAUGCACAAAGCCUUCACACCUUUUCCAGCAGGUGGUUGAUGAUGUGAAAAGCUCGCCGUUUGGUGACUACUUGGUGAGGUUUAGGAAAACAUUUUUCACAAGGGUGAAGAACCCUGGUCUCCUGGGUGAAAGUGUGUAUGACCCAUCCAGAUCUCAGAUCAGUUAGUUGAAAGCCCUGUGCGCCUCAUAUAGACGCUAAAGGGCACCUUGUGCGGUGUUUGAAGACCUGGGAAUGAGACCAGGUUCUGUGGUUUUGGUCAUGUGAAUGUUUUAACCUGCACAGCAAAUGUUUGUUCUCACUGUCACUGAUUGGUUCACUACCGGGACAUGCUCACACCUGAUUGGUUGCCUGAUUCCAUGUAUAAGACUCUUGUAAACACUAUUAUCAGCAUCCCAUAAUCACAACUCGCUGUUAAAUUUAUUCUUUGUGUUUUAAAAAAACUCGACAUAAGGCAUCAUGACUGACACAUCACCGUGCCCACAGACUCUGUUGGUUCUGUUCUCUCUACAUCCAGAGCUCAAACACAGAAUCAUCCGGAGCUUUCAGCUCAAACUUGAACUUCUCUAGAGGUAAUUGUUAAACUAUACAAACUGUCUUUACAGUCUGAUUAUUUAACAAAAAAAUCCCUGUCAUACACCCAAACAAGAUUCCUAAAGAAUAUGUCUCUGGAUAUUCGUCAGGUGAAAACAGAGAAUUUACAAACAGUUUUUUCAGCUUUCUUGUCCACUUAAACAAUUAUUAAUUAUUAAAUAUGUUUAUCUGCCCAAGUAGCCAAUAUUUGUAGAAUACUGAACUCAAUUGUGAAAAGUGAAUCUACAAUUAAAUAUGUUUAAGUAUUUGAUUCAAAGCUUACUCGUACAAAUUUUAUGAAUUCCACACGUCAAAAAACUGAGACGGCAGCCGAGAUGCUUUUAGCUGAACUAUUUGAAACAUGUUGAACUCGUAUCUUCCCGUCCAUUCGAGUUGCUCAUUCAGGUCUCUCUCCUGACUUUGUCCGCACUAAUACUACAAAAAGACAGUCAGAGUAUAAAUUUGGCAACACGGUGGUCCUGAUCACUAAAUAGAAGGAGAAUACAGGUACAGAUGCUGAGGCAGACUUCAGUCUCUGGAAGGUGGUCUUCACCUUGUGCUGCUGUAGCUCCUGGAUGAAUUUGGCUCCGUAGCCGACCAGUCCAAGGAACUGCUUGAGGUCUGAUAGGUUUUGAGAUUGUGGACAGUUUUGUGUCCCAGCCGCCGUCUCUCAUCAAAGCUGGUCCUCGGGAAGCGAAUCUGCUGCUGUUUGAACUGACAUUUAUUUCUGCACAGUUUAAGGCCAGCUUCCUGGAUCACUUUUAGUACCUGCUCCAGACAUCUGUCAUAGAUCUCCUCAUAUAGACUUCUGUUCCUUCCAGCCUCUGUAAAGUUUCUGCUGGAAGACUUCUGGCGCACUUGACACCCCAAAUGGGGGCAGAAGGCGUAGGUCCCGACGCAGUGAUUAAAGUAGUUAGUCUGGGGCUUUCCUCAUGCAGGGGAAUCUGGUACAAUCCACUCGUGGGGUCUGAUGAUGUGAACACUUUAGACUUUAGGAAGCCGUGUAAUCUUUCCUCUAUUGUGGGGAGUACAGACAGUACUUUUCCUGUUUCAUUACACAGUAGAGUAUCCUUUGGUCUGCACAGCAUGGGACAUCUUUUCUAUUUGGCUUUUAGGACUGCAGCUACAGCAGCAAACCACUCUGUCACCUUCUCGGUUUCUCUCCUUUUCCAACCGGUGCAUCUCCUUCUUUACUCGAGGCAUGAGUGGCAAUGGAUCGCGUCUAGUCGUUUGCACUGUGUGUGGCUGAGCACGUUUUUUGAGAAUGAUUUUCACAGGUUUUGUCUUUAGCAGCCCACUCUUUCCGAACACGGUGCUGAAAUACUCCUCUCCUUUCAAUCAGUUUUAACAGCAUCCGGGCAACUGAGCAAAUGGCUGCUUUUUCUGCAAGUCUCAUACUCAGGAGAUGUGUAUUCUUUAAUUGUGUAGACAGUAUAAGCUCUGAACCAGCCUCUCAAGCUGAGCUUGCCCCCAAAAGGUCUGUCUGCAGGACCCGGUCUAUGGGCUUUAGUGAGUGUCAGCAAUGUCUUUUCACCUAUGACAGUCACAUCCGCCUCCGUCUCUAUCUUAAAGAUCAGGGGUACAUUUCCAAUGUGAAGAGUAACGAUCCUUUUUUCUGUGCUUGCUGCCUCACUGAUGUCCCCAGAAACUGAAGCUGUCCUGUACUCUGUCACUUUGUUCAGUGUUUUGUAGCAACACACUUGUGCCCAAUGUCCUUGCUGAUGGUGCUUUCUACAUGUAUUCUGAAAAGCAGGACAUUUCUUUUUAUCAGAGUGCUCUGAACAUGUCAGGGACGCUCGCUUCUUGUGCUGUGGAUUAAACUUUGACACUUCUGACACCAUGUGAUGUCUGCUUGACAUCUGACAAAGGACACCUGGAAAACUUGGAGCAAAGGUAUGUAAUGCAUUGUUCUGCCAUUGUCAACACAGACAAAGACACCCCCCCGACUGUUUGUUAACAUCCCGUACCUCCAGAUAUCGCAACAUGUGGUGAUGCCUUCAAGGCACCAUUACUAUCAGAAAUUCUAUUCAUCACAAAAGCUAACAGGUCUCAGAUUGUGAUACCAUGCUAACAGACUAAGGUUAAAGCUAACAGAUCCCAGGUGUGAUGUCAUACAAACAGGCUGAUUAUAAAGCUAAUAGGUCCCAGGUCAUGAUACCACGCUAAGAGACUGUUGAGCUUGUUAGUCCCAGUCUUAUACUUCAAACUGUUAAUUCAUAAGCUUGGUUUCCAUCCAAAUGUAUCACGAUUUUAGAAAAUGAAAGAAAAUGCGAAACAAGAAUGCUUGUUUUCAUUCACUGCUAUUGUGCGAUUAUGACGAGUUGGUUCAUUUAGAUAAGAAGCAGACGGUGCCACUUCUCCACUCGGAAAACCAUUAUGCCAUUGCAGAAGAGGAUACUGAGACAUACUGGAAAGAGCGAGUCGAAGUCGAAGCUCAAACGUAGAAAAAAAGGGAGAAAACAGAUUGGAGUUCUGACAUUUCUAUUUGUUUCAUGUACUAAUCUAAUGAUCUAAUGCGACCUCACUCACAUUAGUAACUAAUGUUAUUAGUAACUAAUGUGAGUGAGGUCGCAUUAGAUCUGUGGAAACUACUUCUGCUUCAUAUCUCUGUGUGGAAACGGUGGCUGUAUUAGAAACUGCAUACUGUACUAGAAGUAAGUACUGAUUUGACCAACAUGUAGCACUAACCCUAACCCUACUAUGCAACCCCCCCCAAAAAAAACAGCAACUCAUGUCUGUAUCAGAUUGGUCAGUCUCACCUACCCUGUCCUACAAUGCAAAGCACUGGAGGGGUCACAACAACCAGCUGGGCCAACGACAGAAAGGUUUUUAAAAUGUUUGUUUCAUCACUAAAUUCACAUCUGAGAAUUUCUCAAAUCAACUGUGCAGAUUUUGAAUAUUGACAUUUUUUCCAAAAAUCGACAAUGAAAUGAAAAACUGCUCCAAUGUUUUCUGACUGAAGCUCCAUCAGCGCCUUCGGGGGCAGCUCGCUAACCAGCCGGUCAGUCCUGCUCACGGACCAGCCGAGACCACGGUCCCACAGACCCCCAGAGCCAACACAGCCGAGGAAAGCCAGGACCAGCACUGACAGAGAGUUUUAAUCUUCAUAACGCUGGUAAUCUGUCUUCAGAGAAGGAUAACGUUACAUUUGUAAAGCAACAGAAGCAACAAGACACACCUCAGGUGAAUCUGGUUCCUUCCUGUUUCACACAGGUGUUACCCAGCUCUCAGGUGUUUUGAAAAAUCCACAUUUAUAUUUUUUUUCAUAAGGUCAAGCUGCACAGUAGAGGUGGUUUGAUUACUUCUGCUUUCCAAAACUGGAAACUGGCUAAACCUAGCCUAGCAUUCUACAAAAUAGGUCAAUUUACCAGUUCCAUCCUGCGUACUGCUAUGAAAAACUGGGUUUGUAGGUACUUCGCAGUUCUGAAUACAGCCAGCGUCUUUCAUAGAGCAAACAGUUCAACAGAUAAGACGUGUGAGUUUAAUGUUUGCUACAUCAGAGCUCACUAGAAAAGGUGUUUCCGUUUCCCAUUAACCUCGUUACCUCUUUUCAAAAAAGGCAAAAACCACCUCAAAUUUUGUUUUUGCAAACUUGAGUAAUUUUUUUGGGAGUUUUGCUUUUUUCCUUUAAACUUUUCGAAUGCGAUACUUCAAAAUACGUUGAAACAAGGUUAUUGCAAUGUAACUCUGAAAAUAUGUAUGUAUGUAGGCUAUGAAACAAAAUGUACUCCUUCAGUGGUUGGCUAUCAGGUUGUCAGUAGUAAGCUAGUUAACCUGCCGUGCUGAGGUUACAUCUUACACUGGAGCUCAUUAACACACUCGGUUGAUCCAUCUUACACUUUGCUGUUAUGUUUUCGGAAAGUUGAUAAAAUGGCACAACCCUCCAAAAUUGAUCUCAGACAGACCUGCAGCCUAGUUACAGUCGUCAAGCUGCAGCUGGACAAUCGUAAACUGUCAGUUCAGACUCGACUGGUGACGUCAGAACCCGUUAACGCCUAAAGACAUGAACCCAGCUGUUUUUGUCACGAUCAUGAUCUCAUGAAACAUUUGUAUGUAUGAUGUAAUCUGUUAAUAGUAAUAGUUAAUAUUCAUUAAUUACUCCCAACGGUUCGGUUAAACGAGUUAGAUGAAGUUUCUGUCGCUGCAUUAUUUAAAUGGAAUAAUACUGAAGUCUUUGACAGAGAACAGCCGAACAGGAAGUCAGGACGAUCAGCGUCGCCUCAGGAAACCUUCGUACGAACUUACCAAAGUAAGAGUCUUGUUUUCUACCUGAGCUCUUGACUUCAACAUUCAACGCUGAGCAGCAGUGGAGCUAAAAGCUAAAAAGUUUGUCCUGAGGCAUUGUGUUAACCCCACCCCCAGAAACCAGACAGAAGGUUUUCACAGGUGGCAGUUUGCAGUUUAGACUCAUGAUCAGGACGACGGACACACCGUUAAUGUUUGUUUUACUUAUGUUUGUCUGAUCAGCUGAUCAGUCAGCUGUCCUUUGAUUGGCUGAUGACCUGCUGCCUGUUGACCCUCAAGCUAUUCAGUUCAAUGUAAAGAUGCUAUAUUUGCAGUUUCCAUGGAGACCACAGAGUGAGUGAGAGAGAAAAGGAGAAAAGUCUUUUUUUGUUUUGCAAUGAAAGUGAAAUUAUUUUUGAUUUGUGUGAAAACAUCAGUGAAUUGUCUGACUGAACGUCUGGAUUCAUGUUUGAACACGAUGUAGAAGUUUCUUUAAACAACCUCAGAAAUAUUUGGCUAAAUUUAAACACGUUUCACGUCAGUUCAGAUAAAGAUGUUUUAAAUGAACACAAGUUGGUGAAACUGAAUCUCUGAUCUCGUUUCUGCAGCUCAGAAUGAAACACAAACUGGAUCUCUGUACAGACCGCUGCCUGUUUGACUGUAUUUCAAUAUUAAAAACCUUUAACCAUCUUCAGUCUCCUCUAAAUGUUGGUCCACCUCUGUUCAGGUCAAGUCGGUUGCCAUGGUGCUCUGGUCUGUGAAGACAUUUAGACUACGACAGGCAGACUGAAACUUUAAAACUCUUUUAAUGAACAAAACAACUGAAGCGUUUAUACAGUGAACACGAAGACGACGAGCAGGAGGAAGCUGCAGGCGGCCAUGAGGCUCUCACUUCUUCUUGAACCUGACGGACAGAACAGAGCGUCAGACAUCUGAACUCGGCUUCACGUGGCGACGCCCAGAGGGACGGCAACACUUACUUUGAGCCGCCAGGACGCUUCCUGUCCAAACCGAGACGCUUCCUGUCUGUGAAGGAUGGUCUGUAAUGAGACAGGUAUACAGACAGACAGGUGAGACAGCUGCACAGACAGACAGGUAUGUUGGCAGGUGUACUGGCAGUAUGACAGUCUCACCCGGCUCUGUAGUGUUUGAGAACCUUGCUGCUGGUGUUGGUCAG
This is a messenger RNA of Chelmon rostratus (copperband butterflyfish), 9511 nucleotides long. RefSeq names its product potassium voltage-gated channel subfamily KQT member 2 (gene kcnq2b). Bases 471 to 3197 code for a protein of 908 amino acids. The transcript has 19 exons. Gene Ontology annotation, molecular function: voltage-gated potassium channel activity. Gene Ontology annotation, cellular component: membrane. Gene Ontology annotation, biological process: transmembrane transport; potassium ion transport. The record is from RefSeq and is a predicted model, not a curated record. NCBI's taxonomy places the organism in Eukaryota, Metazoa, Chordata, Actinopteri, Chaetodontiformes, Chaetodontidae.